CACACGCACGCACACACCUCCAUAACAUUAUCGCUUUUAACCAACAGACAGAUAGUAUUGCUCUUAAUUUACCCUGUCAGGGUUGAAUUUGAAUUGAAAAUCUCAAUCCAGAUAGAUUUUCACACGAUAGGAAAAUCAUUUACUUUGCCCUAAUUGCGUCUGUCUUCCAGUUUGUUGUGAAGAAGUUGCAAUAAUUUCAAAGUCACUUGGUGACGCUCAGAGGUUUGACAUUAUUCCAGAAAUGCAGCUGUUAUACAGCGGACAAACGUGGUGAUUUCACAAGAGGAACCGUGACAGAUGUCGCAGCAUUUUAUCCGAAUAUAUUAUUCGUGGUUCUAUGGAAAAUGAAUGUCGAUGAAUUCAGACGUCAUUGCCAAGUGUCGAAUCGAUCUUCAUGUAAAGCAUGGCGUGGAUUAUGAUUAGGCGCGAAGUAUCCAUUGCCACCUGAAGUGCGAUCAUUCACACUCCUGCAGCAGUUAACAGUGGUUUUUCGCGUGUUGAUGUCGAGCAGCAAACAGCUGAUAAAUGACGACGUAAGCAAAGAGUGACCUCCGAAAUCAAGAGCACCUGAGACCGUCAAGUUUAUUACAUUUAUAAGGAUACAUAUAGAGAGCUGCAGCAAUGUACAGCUUCAUAAUGAACGCCAAAAUUGUGUUCCUCGCAUUUGCUUCGAUUAUGAGACGACCAUGUGCUUAUGCUAAUAUUAAAGGGUUGCCUGCUGCAAGUGACCCCACACAGGUAGCAAUUUCUAAACAAGAAGCUGCUCUGUUUCACAAUGUGCUUCAAACCAGACACAAAGACUUUGAUGCUGUGCUGGCUCUUAUGACUGCUGCACAGAACAGAUGGGCAGAGGGAUACCAACGGCCAAAAUUGAUGGAAAGUGAGCUAGACAUACUAUACCAAGGAGACAUUGUUCUGAAUUUGAAGCAAGCACGGCACCUCUUCGAGAAGAAAAUAGGAUUGAGGAGAAAAAGAGCUGCAGGGAACAGUAAAGUUAGGAAACAAUCUUCAAGGGGUAGAUCUAAGUCUAAGUCACGUAAACCAGUAAUAAAUCUUGAAUCUGCAGGCAUGCCGCUUCAAGCACCAAAAACUAGUGUUGGUCGAUCACGGUCGUCUCACGCUAGGAAAAUGCUACCUACAGUUCAAACUACGGUACAUGGCUCUCAAUCAAAGACCACUAUUGUACAAUCACAAGUAUUUGAUGUUUCUCUAACUACCCCUUCUGUUCUGUCAGCAGCUGUUGUUACUGAGAGAGUUUCUACCAUUCAGUCUAAUGAUCCUGGUCCUCAGUCAAAAGUUCCUGCAGCUCACACUAAGGCGUUUGUUCUACAGUCAUAUAGUCCUGUUCAAAUUAAGACUACUGCUCUCCAAACACAGGAUUCCAGUGUGCAGAUGACGUCACCUGUCGUUCAGACUAACGUUAAUGAUAUCACGGACGAUACUUCAGUUGUACAAGGGGAUGUUCCUGUUCAACAUGAACCCCCCAUCGCUCAGUCACUAGCUCCUGAUGUUCAGACUACUCCUCCAUUAACUGAGACAAAGGCUCCUGUUACCACGACCGAUACUUCAGUUGCACAAGGAGAUGUUCCUGUUCAACAUGAACCCCCCAUCGCUCAGUCACUAGCUCCUGAUGUUCAGAUUAAUACUGUUAGCGUUGAUACCGAGGCAUCUGAUAUUCAGUCACAUGUUACGGCUGUACAACCCAAGAAGCCUGUUGUUCAGCCAGAGUUUCUAAAUGUUAAGACAAAUCCUCCAUUAAUUGCGGAAAAGACCCCUGUUGUUGUCCAGUCAAGCGUUGCGCAGCCUGUUGCUGAUGUAAUAUCACAGUCUAGCGAUGGAGGUUUUCGUGUCACAUCAACACAGCAUCCAGUAGCGUAUGAAGCAAGUGGAUUUCAAUUAAAAGCCAUUGGUGGUUUUAUGAGGCCACGGUUGCAUGUCGAUGAGCCCUUGGGUGGCAUCGGUGCAAAUCUACUGAAAACCCAAGUGGGAGUACCAAUCAACGUGACGUCCGUUGAUGCUGAAGAUGAUGACGCUGAUUUGCCUGUACCAACUGACAUGUGGACGAUGCCAAUCUCUUACCGCAUAUAUGACCUUGAUGAGAAAGCCAAAUUGUUGAUCAAAUCGGCAGUCCAACUCAUAGAGCAACAGACAUGUGUGCGGUUUAAGGAGAUGAGCAAGGGAAGUAACCAGAGGGGAGACAAAGGCUUGAUAGGAUUCAUUCAUGGAGAGAGAUGCUGGUCCUGGGUAGGAAAGCAAGGAGGUGAACAAGAAAUAUCACUCAGCAAAGAAUGCCUAACAGCAGGCAUGGUCUUGCAUCUACUGGGACAUGCCCUCGGCAUGUGGCAUCACAACUCACACAGUGAUCAUGGUUCCCACCUGAUAAAAGUCACUGAUAACAUAGCCACUGGCAUGGAACACAACUUCCUCAUGUUUAAAACACACGCCCAAGAGUCUCCAUUCGAUGCUGGAAGCAUCAUGAAUUUUAUGGCGGAGGCGUUUUCCAAAAAGCGUGGAUUACCUACUCUACUCGCCAAGAAUUCCAUGGUCCAACCUGCAAUUGGCCAAAGGGAUGUACUUUCUUUUUAUGACGUGUGGCUAAUCAACAAGCUCUACUGCUCAGAAACUUGUAGAAAGGCUGAACCCGUUUGUCAACAUGAAGGAUACCAACACCCUAAUCAUUGCAGUAACUGCCUCUGUCCUGCAGGAUUUGUUGGUCCAUUUUGUGAAUAUCUCGCACCAUCCAUAAAUACUGAAAAUGGACGCAUCAUCAAGGUGGCCUGUAAUGAAACUGGUGAGAUAACUGAGAAGGAACCAGCUGGUGUUGAGGCCUGGUGGCUGCUUCAGGGCCCUGCAAGUUCAAAGAUAAGUCUGGCAAAGACUGGUAUGGAUAUUGCUUACUAUCAAGAUUACACUUUGACGUGUCCAGACUGGCUUUCAAUACACUACACAAAUCUUGCCAUUCCUAAUGUUAGGGUAUGUGGCAAGACGGCUCCAGAUUGGGUAGGCGUCACCAUGCGGACAGAAACCAAUGAGAUACUGUUUACGAUGAAGGUCUCCUCUGCCGCAAGUGGGGGUUUCAGAUACCGGUACACAGUUGAUUGCUCGCCAAUGAAGAAGGAUCUGACUGAAACCCCAGAGCUUCCAUGGGAAUCGAUGGAGCUGCAUGUCACUUGGGGGGAAUGGAGCAACUGGAGCCAAUGUGACAUGAGCCGGUGUGGCUGUAGGAGUUCGCGCAUUCGCACAAGGAUCUGCCAUCUACCAAAGGGGUUCCACUGCAGGGGGGAAGAUCGACAGACUAUCUCAUGCGGGGAGUCAUCUCAGUCCUGCAGCAACAGAUUUCGUAGGCAGUGGUGUUGUAACAAGUGGAUACUAAGGAGGAAACAGAGAAAGUGUAUCUCCCCCACAUUCCUUCUAUCUAGGUAUUUAACUGCAACAUAAUCUAAAAAUACGGGUUAACACGACCACUGACGCUGAUAUGAAAAGCCAGACGUGAAUGAUAAUUUUUGCAUCGAAUAUAAAUUCGGCAGUUUCCAAUCAUUAACAAAAUGAAAAAUGCUUCCAGCAUUUCCAGUUAUCAUGGUAGUGUACCAGAUGUUGGUGUUAAAUUGUAAAAAAAAAAGUUCAUUGACAUUCCAGAAGCUCAAAAUGUUCAAAAAUGUGCCGAUAUGGGUGCGAGCGUUGGCUUUGUUUGUAUAUUCUUAUACUAGAUAUGGAAUGGUAUUCUGAAUAUAAAUAUAAUUAUGCACCCACGUCAUAUUACCGCGUUGGGAAUUUAAUACAGCACGAAAAGUGCCGCAAUUAUGUGUACAUGUACAAGACAAGUACAAUUUGAUAAAGGAAACGCAUUCAAUAUACUAAAGAGUGAUUAUUAAAAUCCGAGAGGGGGCAGCACCUACAUUAUAUAGCGCGCAAGCCUGCCAAUUAUGCCCAAGACUACGGGAUAACUGUUGAGCCAAGCAUACUGAUAUUUUUAUUUCUCAUCACGUUAUCACAUGAAGAUGUGUAUGUCUAAUUACAUGCUGAUAUUGAAUUGUAACCUCGAUAGUUCUGUAGAUAUCAUCAAAAGAUGAUAUUCUGUGAAUCCCAUAGCAUGUCAGUGUCAGUUCUGCCAUCCCUGAAAGGUUAUGUCAGUCACACACUGAAAUACAAUGCAGUUGUAAUA
Messenger RNA from Priapulus caudatus, 4162 nucleotides. RefSeq lists its product as uncharacterized. Gene Ontology annotation, biological process: proteolysis. NCBI's taxonomy places the organism in Eukaryota, Metazoa, Priapulida, Priapulimorpha, Priapulimorphida, Priapulidae. The record is from RefSeq and is a predicted model, not a curated record. Gene Ontology annotation, molecular function: metalloendopeptidase activity; zinc ion binding. Bases 622 to 3438 code for a protein of 938 amino acids. The transcript has 12 exons.